Lethenteron reissneri (Far Eastern brook lamprey) is the source of this 9245-nucleotide messenger RNA. RefSeq names its product insulin receptor substrate 1-B-like. Gene Ontology annotation, molecular function: phosphatidylinositol 3-kinase binding; insulin receptor binding. The record is from RefSeq and is a predicted model, not a curated record. Lineage: Eukaryota; Metazoa; Chordata; Hyperoartia; Petromyzontiformes; Petromyzontidae. Gene Ontology annotation, cellular component: cytosol; plasma membrane. Gene Ontology annotation, biological process: insulin receptor signaling pathway.
GGGGAAAGGGGAGGGGGGGUUGUUGGUGCAGUCAAGAGAAGCGCACGCAUGGCCGAGUACCUUGUCUGCCUAAGGGUAUAGAGUCAGACAGAGCGAGAGAGAGAGAUAGGUACUUGCUAGCCACCGUGGGUAGGUAAUUGUGUUUGCCCCGUGUUUGUGCGUUGGCUCUGUAGCUUUGGGGGUAGGCGACACGGCACAGGUGGGAACUCUGAUGAGAUUUGGAAGCGACGCAGGGCGCGUAUGCGUCUCGUGCACUCCACUCAAACUGCUACUACCUACACACAGCGUGUGCUCACAACUACAACUACUACUGCUGCUGCUACUUACUGCCACUGCUGAGAAGAAGAGAAGCAGCUACGUGUUCUCGCUCGCAUUGGCGGGGCAUUAACGAAGCCAGCUACCCCGUUACCGGUGGACUUUAUCUUUUUUUUCACCAUCAACCACGAUCAUCAUCAUCAUCCGGUCGUUGACCGAGCUUGCUUUUGGGGUGUAAAACCCAAAAGGCGGCGCAGAACGAGCCAUGGCCAAUCCACCACCGCCCGAGCUGCAGUCCGCCACGGACGUGCUCAAGUGCGGCUACCUGCGCAAACAGAAGACGACUCACAAGCGCUACUUCGUGCUGCGCGCUCCCGACGACUCGUGCGCCGCGGGUCGCCUCGAGUACUACGAGAGCGAGCGUAAGUUUCGCCACAAGUCAGCGCCCAAGCGCGCCGUGUCGCUCGACUCGUGCUUCAACAUCAGCAAGAGGGCCGACGCGCGCAACAAAUUCAUGGUGGCUCUCUACACCAAGGAUGAGUACUUGGCCGUGGCGGCGGAAAACGAUCAAGAGCAGGACGCAUGGUACCGGGCGAUAACAGAGCUCCACGCGCGUGGGAAGGCUAUGCAGCAGCAGUGCAACGACCACCACCACCAUCAUCAUCACCAUCAUCACUCCCAUCAGCAGCUGCAGCAGCAGCAGCAGCCGUCGCUGUACCCUCACGCCGAGAGCGGCGGCGAGAGCGGAGGCUCAACACACGCCGGCGACGAUGUCUACGGGGCGAUUGCGCCUUCGUCGGCCUUCAAGGAGGUGUGGCAGGUGAACCUGAAACCCCGCGGGCUGGGCCAGACGAGAAGCAUGUUCGGCGUCUACAGGCUGUGCCUCUCGAGCCGCAAGAUCAGCUUCGUGAAGCUCAACAGCGAGAAGCCGGACGUUACCCUGCAGCUCAUGAACGUGCGGCGCUGCGGUCACUCGGAGAGUUUCUUCUUCAUCGAAGUGGGCCGCUCGGCCGUCACGGGUCCCGGCGAAUUCUGGAUGCAGGUGGAGGACUGCGUGGUGGCGCAGAACAUGCACGAGACCAUCCUGGAGGCCAUGAAGGCCAUGAGCGAAUUCUCCGAGUUUCGCCCGCGCAGCAAGAGUCACUCCGCCAGCAGCUCGAAUCCCAUCUCCGUGCCGCCCAGACGCCACCUCAACAGCCUCCCGCCCAGCCAGACGGGGCUGUCGCGUCGCUCCCGCACUGAGAGCGCAAACAGCACCCAUGGGGCUUCCUCUCCGGCCGGCGGCGGCAACAACAACAACAACCCGGCAUCGGCCGCCACCACCACCAUCACCAACAUCACCAACAUCAUCAGCCACAGCAGCAGCAGCAGCAGGCAUCCGCUCAACGGAGGCGUUGGAGGAGCGGCAAGCGCGCACAACUUCAGAGCGCGCACCUCGAGCGAAGGGGAGCGGACGAUCUUGACGUCCAGACCGAGUUCGGUGACCGGUAGCCCCGUGAGCGUUAGCCCCACGCCUCCUCGCCUGCAGCAGCAGCAGCAGCUUAAUCAGCAAGGGAUCCGGGGAUGCCUCGGUGGACGCACGACGUCUCGCCUCCAAGCGGCCCCCAUCCACAGCCGUUACGUGACCGUGCCGGCACCCGGCGCGUCGCAGCCUCCGUCGUCGGCAGUGAGCCCCGUGAGCUGCGCAUCGUCCACUUCGCCGUCAUCCUCGGGGCCCAGCAGCGGCCGGGGGUCGUCGGCGAGCGACGCCUUGUUGCUGCUGUACGUGAAGGUCAACAGCGGUGGCCUCGGUCUCGGUGGCGGCGGCGCGGCAUCGGCGUCAGGGUCACCCAGCGACGGAGGAUUCGCGUCCUCGUCCGACGAGUACGGAUCGAGCCCCGUGGACGCGAGGAGACAUCAGGGCCUCGUGCACCGGAGCGCCACCCCCGAGUCUCUGAGCCGCACGCCGCCACCCAUCCGAGAGGAGCAAGACGAUGAUGGGCACAACCUCCAUCACCACCAAAUGCAUCAGCAACAAGUCAACAACUACAUUAGCAUGGGCAAGUCUUGCGCGCAAAAUGGACACCACCACCAUCACAAUCACCACCACCAGCAGCAGCUGCACAGAGAAGUCCUCCUAGCCAGGCGCGCGUCUCAGGAUGAAAAUGCGAGCGCCGCGGAAGGCACGUCGGACCUGUCCGGGGUUGUCCACCGUAAGCGCACCUACUCCUCCUGCACGUCGCCCCCUCCGCCUCCUCCGCCGGCAGCGCAGUCCACCACCGGUGUCCAACAACAACAGCAGCAGCGCAAGCCCUUGGACGACUACGCGCUCAUGAACGCGGGCAGCCUCACGAGCAGCGGCAGCGGCAGCAGCUACACGGGCAGCAGCUACACGUCGCGCUCCGCCUCGCCGAGGCCCCCCGCAGGUCCUUCGACUCCGCAGAACUCGCAGGCAGCGCACCUACAGCGCUCGUACCCGGAGGACUACGGGGAGAUCCACGUGGGCAGCUGCCAGAGGCCCGGAGCGACCUGCAAGGAUGACGGCUACAUGCCCAUGUCGCCCGGUGUGGCUCCCGUCCCGACGUCUUCGUCAUCUUCCUCGUGCUCCUCCUCGCAGUCUAUCGUCUCGAGCUCCACCACCGCCACCUCCUCCUCCAUGACGCUGAGCACACCGGGUGGUGGUGGCGGUCCUUCGGACGACUACGUCCCCAUGAGUCCCAAGAGCGUCUCGGCCCCGCAGGAGAUUCUGAACCCGCGGCGUCGCCAGGAGAUCACCGAUCCCAGUGGCUACAUGGUCAUGUCUCCUGGAACCAACAACGGCAGCUGCUCGCCCGAGUGCAGCCCCUACAUGAAGAUGUGGAGCAGCUCCAAGCUGUCCGUGUGCAGCGCCGACGGCAAGGGCGGAGGAGACGCUGGCUGCGAGUACAUGAACAUGUCGCCUGGCCUGGUGGCAGGCACCCCCCCGGACUACUUCUUCACGCCGACCAGCGCCGAGCCCCCCAAAGUGAACUGCUACUACUACUCGCUGCCACGCUCCUUCAAGCCGGGACUGCGCAAAAACGGAGACGGCUCAGCCAACGCUGCCUCGGCCGGCGCCGGCGGCGGCGGCGCACGUUUCAGCCCGGGCAACUUGACCGAGAGGCAGCUGUUCGGAGGCGACAAGUCGUCCUCCACGAGCAGCGACAGCCUGGGCCACGACCCCGAUCAGCCGGUGGCGAGCGGCAGCAGCCCCACCGCAAGCGGCGGUGGCAUCACGAAAGCCGAACCUCGCAAGGUCCAGCAGCAGCAGCAGCAGCAGCAGCAGGGGAUGGUGAGACCCACGCGUUUGUCCCUAGGUGGCCUCAAGUCGUCGACUCUUCCCCGAACGUACGAGUGCCCGGCGGAGCCGGUGAGCCCGGGGGAAUACGUGAACAUCGAGUUCGGAGACGUGCAGACUGCCCAGGCGGUGGUGGAUGCGCAGCGGAGGCUCAGCUCGGCCACGCGUCUCGCCGCACGGGCCAACUACUCAAUCGUUCCCGACUGGAGCGGCGGCAGGAACACAACAAACACCAACGCAGCAGCAGCAGUAGCAGCAGCAAACUCUGUCGUGAGUCCACUUGCAGCAGCAAGGGGUAAUCCAGCUGGGGCCAGCUACGGAGCGAGACCCGUACAAAACGGCAACGCAAGCUCGGAUUAUAUGUCCGCCUCGAACGUCGGCGGUCUUAAUUACGGUGGCAGAGUCAAUCCGAACGUCGGCGUCGAUUACGCGUCUCUGCACAUGGGCCUCGGGUGCGCUCCGCUCGAGCAGGAGACGGACGGCGACUACACGGAGAUGCGCUUCGGCGUGACGGCGCCGAGCACGGCUCCUCUCGGUCCGCCGAGCAACCACUCCAACCUGGAGGGCUCCAAGGGGCUCACAAGCCCGACGUCGAGACUCAACCGCCUGUCCUUGAUGGACCAAAUGACUGCCGCCUACCCGGUCCCCAACCCGGACCACGGCGCAAAGGUCAUCAGGGCCGACGCUCAGGGGAGGAGGAGGCACAGCUCCGAGACGUUUUCGUCCACGACGACCGCAUCGGCCGCCUUGGGGUCGGGUGGAGUGUCCCCAGCGAUGCCAACGUCCACCUCUCUGCUGUCGCCGUCAUUCUCUAGCGACUCAAACCGCCUCGGCUCUGCCUCCUUCGAGAGCGUCUACCUGAGAGACGCCGCAGGAUGUCCCGCGGGAGAAUCUGCAGAUCACGGCGGCAUGUCGAGAGAGUCCGGAUUCGAGAACGGGCUCAAUUACGUGGCAUUGGAACUGAGCAGCGAAGAGUGCCAGAGGGCAGCUGCUGCUGCUGCUGCCGCUACCGCUGUCUCUACUGCUGGCCUGGACGGGGCAAGGGCCAAUGCCAAGGGCAGCAGCACAAGCGUCGUGGAUUCUGGAGCUUACGCAAGCAUUGACUUCGCCCGCUCCGACGGCGGGUGUCCUCCUGCGCAAGAGAGUUAAGACGCCCCAGAGGAAGAAGGAGGAGGAGGAAGAGGAGACUUGCGUCUGACUGUAAAACCAGUAGUGGCCUACCGUAGUGCAUUUCAAACACACCGACCUCAGUGCCAUCGUCCACCCGCGUCCCCGUGUGGACGCGCCGUCUCGCCCGCCCGCCCGGGAGGAACUCCGCACGCCGUGCCCGCUCGCUCCUCCAAUGGGAAUCUCAGGACCUUUCUGUGCUUUUGUCAUCGUCCUUCGUUCGCCAGCCGCCCCCCCCACCACCACCCUCUCUCCACCACCGCCCCAACUCCCUGCCCCAAAUGACUUUACGACCUAGCGGGAAUAAAAAGGGGAAAGGCUUUUGCUGCACACGUGGGUGUAGUGCAACGCAUCGUACUACCCCGCAGAUCCCUGCCAGCAGCCCAGUGUGCUAUUAUGAUAAUCGUUGUUGUUAUUUUGUUCCGAUUGCUUUUUUUUUUCUUCUUCUCAUGAACAUCCUGUGAAGGUUUUUCACGGUUUAUUUGCGUGGCGCGGGGUGACUAACUAGACGACGGCAGUUUUGCAUAUCACAUUUUGCCCCAAAGCGUUCGUAGCCGCGGUACUGCUGAUGAGAUGUUGGGGGGGGGGGGGGGGGGCACCGAUUAAAUGAAAAAAAAAUGUGCACGGAUCGCCGCGGCCGUCCAGACCGCACGCGAGGAAUCGGCUCGGCAGCCUCUGAUAGCUCUCACCUCACCGAUGAUGCAUUUUUGAUCGUGCCUUUUACUGUGCAGUUUAUGAGCAAGUCACACUACUGUCAACCAGCGAUCGUCGCAGCAGCUGUCAUCCAGUGCCCCCCCCCCCCACCUUCCCGCCGCCGUCACCCCACUCCUCGCCGCGACGUUUCCGGUGCGGAAGCUCGCCGCCCCCCCCCCCACCUCCGCCCCGUCACUUCUUCACGUCGUUCGCUCGUCGAUCAUUAAGUUAUGCAGAAACACUUCCUGGCCGCUGUGGAAUCGUGCCUCCCGUGAACGGACUACCUCGGCGUUCGGGUUAUCGGCCGCCCUUGACUCUGGUACUGUGCUCCCUCGUGGGAGCGGAAAGCCUUAAAAGGUAGACGAAACAAAAGACACUCUCUGUUAUUUUUUUUUUGGGGGGGGGAUGGGUGAGGGAGGGGUUUAACGGUGACUUUUCCUUAGGAAUUGUAUCCGCGUACCGUUCAAAGACGAGCGUAGCUCCGCUUUCGUUGUGAACAGGGGGCGGGGGGUACGCGCGUGUGCGUGCUUACGCUCGUGUGCAAAAUCCGACUUGAACAAAGUAACUUUUGGCCGAAGUAUUGGAGAGGGGGGGGGGGGUAAAAAAUUAUUAAUCGCCAAGAAACGCAUGACUUGACAGACGAGGGCCGCCCCCAGCGACCGCCGUCGAUUCAGUAUUUUUUUCGAAGAACACGUGAAUUAAUAAGCAGCUUGUAAGUAGUCGGGCGGAAAGGCUGACCCAGGCCGACACCGCGAGAUGAUGCCAGGCACUACCAAUGCAACACAAAAUAACUCCCCUCCCCCCACCACCCCCCACUCUGUACAGCCUCCCUGCCUCCCCCAUGCAUGUGCCUAAGUUCCACAGAUGCUGCUGGGAUUCUAAACUAAAACUAAACUGUGUAUUUUACCAGGUAAGGCCCACUGAGCUGUACAGCUCUUUUUCAGAAGCGACCUGGCCACAAAUGAUGUAUCAAUGGAGUGGCUUGUCAUCGUGUGGAACGCUAUAGCAGCCAAAUGCUCUAGGCGCACGUUGAUUCUAAAUGUGGAGGCAAAACCGGAGGACCCGCAGAAAAAUCCACCCGGCUACGAGGAGAACAUGCCAACUCCAAAAAUACAGCAGCAGGUGUCAGGGUCGGGAUCCAACCCACAACCUCCUUCAUGCCAGGCGAGGUAGUUAACAUCUCGCCACCAUGGCGCCCCUUGCAAUACACAGCGGAAAAUGUAAUGGUACAGUUCUGCCAGCCAGAUAAUCAUAUGCAGCGAGUUUGUCUUAUUAGCUUAUUUGGAGGUGGGGGGAGGGAAUAAAAUGCCACAAGUGACGAACAAACAGAUGAGUUUAAGAAACAAGUUGUACGUUUUGUUUGCGUGGAGUCUUGUUUGGCCCCAGUUUAAAAUGUGGCACCGUAAGGAAGCUAAAUUUAGAGUUGAAUGUGCUUCUUUAUUGCUUGCCUGAAUCUAUUUUGUAUGAAAGUACCACUAUAGAAAACGUAAAAAAAAAAUAGUUUGAUUCCUGCAAUGGAAAGGUUGCGCUCAUAACUAACCCUAACCCUUGACCCGAAUAGCAUAGUCCAUGGAAUGCAUCGAUGGUGUGUCAAUGGCUGUGUCAAUAGUUGUUAGAAUAGAAUAUUUCUCAUCUUGUUAUUGUACGUUCAGUCAACGGUUUGGGGGGGGGGGGGGAGAUACUCAAGGACUGAAGACACUGGCUAAAAAUUAUUAUAUGCAACUUAAAAAAAAAUGUUUAAUUCAGUGCCACACACUACGAUAGUGUUCUCGUUGGCUACUUAAUGCAAUGUUACGUUUCCCAAAAAAGUUAAAACGAAGUGCAAGAAAAAACCCGUUGUUGUUGAAUAUAUAGUGGCUUUGAAAUAAUGGAAGGGUGUGAACUUUAAAUAACCCCCUGAGUAUUUGGCUUGGUGAGUUCUGAAGCAGUCUGUGUUGCGACGUUCUGAUCCGCUAGUUUGGAAGUCGGAAGUCGGUACCCGGCGGCGGGCAACCUGUUGCGGUGAUGUCGGCGAUGUUUGCGAUGCCCGCGGCAGUGGCGGGCAAAUCGGUUGUGGACCUGUGCGAUAGAACUUGUGGAUGAUUCCGAUUUUCUUGGAUUGACGGCCACGCGGCCGACGGCUGGGUGAGAUGAAUUCUUCGGCGGAGAGAAAUUCAGUGCCGUGAGAGAGAUGACUUCUGAUGUGGCGUCAAAAAAUACUCUUCUUCAAACGGGCGUUUAAUGAUGCUCACCCAUGCCGAGUUUGGUACGGAAAAUGUUCUUGUACGGUACAAAUUAAUAAACAAGAUAACCUUUUGUAUGACUGUAUUCGUGAGUACGGGCCAAUACAACUUUUUUUUUGCGGGGCCCUUCGUAAUGUUGUGGUGUAAAUUUGGUGGUACGGCAAACAGUUUCUUGUAAAUGGUACACGAGCAAAACGUCUGGUAAAUAGAAAUUCUCUACAAGACAGUCGCUAUUUCAUGGGUUUUGCAUUUACCGAGGUGACUCCCACUAUGACCAACGUGUGACCCAUGUUAAGGUCGAAACGUGAACCGUUAAAGUGUACAAAAAAGCUGCGUUAAGGGCACGCUAAAGUAUUAUUCAGCCUUAGGAUUAUUAUUUUUGCAAGUUUCAUAUUUUGAUACCGCAAAUUUAAUAUCUCUUUGAUAAAUAAUGAAAAAAAAGCCGUCAAAACUGAACACCAAAUCAUGUUUGCGACAAAAAACUAAAUAAUUCGGAAUUGUUUCGCCGUUUCUUUCGGCAAGUUGUUGUGCGAUGUGUAAAUACGAACGUGCUCGCCGCUCCAUUUCCGGCGUCGCAGCCGGCGUUUUGCUUUCUUGGCUGGAUGUUAGCCACGACAGCGUGAAUCGAUGUGAAAUGUUUGUCAGUGAAACUCUUUUGUCUUGGUGAAAUGAAAAAAAAAACUAAAGUUUUAAAUUGCGGGCAUGUUGAAUACUGUUGUUACUUUUUUUUUAAACGCAGUUAUGCAUACAAAUAACACAAACCUCACUUUUAACAAAAGGCCAUAAAAUGUUUUGCUAUAGAGUCAAAGGUAUAUCCAAUUUCAGGUAUCGGUUGAGAACAGGAGUCGUGCUGUAUGUGUAGUUUCAUAAUUGCGGCGACAGACAUAACAGAUCAUACACAUGUUGACGUUGGUGAAGCGCUGCUUUUCGUCUAGGUACUUAAUAAUAAUUAAUAUGUAUAUAUAUUAUGAUCCGUCAUUUGAAUUUUUUAAUACUUGGUUUGGUACUAACGUUUAAUUCAGUUUACACGUGGACUAAUUUAUUUUUCUGCAAGAAAGCGUAGUUUUGCUGAUCUAUAUAAAACAAGGAAACCCCGACACUCAAAUUCACCUUUCGAUUGUGUACAGCGGCGUGCGUUGUUAUUGUUGUUGUGUUACUUUGCAGCCGGCAAAGACGCCUGGCAUCCGCUCUCUUCGUUCAAAAUAAAUCUCCAACGCUUAGGGGGGGGGGGGGGUGUGGGGUGUUAUGAUGUUAAUGAUUAUUGUUUAUUUUAAUCGCUGCAAAAAAUAAAAUGAUGAGAAAUCUAAAAAAAAAUAACAACCAGAUUUAGAAAAUAAGGCAUAGUUUUAAUGCAUUGUAUUUUCUUGGUUUGUUACGAAUGUUUAUCUUGACUAAGGUUUAGCAUGGAUAAUUAAUGAAACGUUAUUAAAUUAACUUAUCUUUCCGUGUCUUCCCAUUGUAAAUACGUUGUACAGAGCUUACUUUGUCUUGCCCUCAAGUCCGAUACGCGGCAGUUCCUCAUAUAAUGGUGUAGUAUGUGGGUGGGUUUGACUACGAUGUUUAACCCUGAUGUAAUGUAAAUGAAUGCAAUAAAGGCAUUGUUUUGGUGCAAA